Molecule: messenger RNA, 4149 nt
Organism: Exophiala xenobiotica
Lineage: Eukaryota; Fungi; Ascomycota; Eurotiomycetes; Chaetothyriales; Herpotrichiellaceae
Exons: 4
Coding region: 123-3488 (1121 amino acids)
Biological process (GO): regulation of transcription by RNA polymerase II
Cellular component (GO): Rpd3S complex
Source: RefSeq, a predicted model, not a curated record
UUUGCGUUUGUGCUUCCAUCAUAGCAACUUUGCCUUCUUCCCACACCUUCCGUCUUGCGCAGUCAGCCCGCUGAGCCUUGUUGCGGGCUACUUCACCGCGAGCGGCGCGGAGAAGAAGCAGCAUGGCUACCAGAUCAUUACGGCACAGAUCGAGCCGCUACUCGAGUCCGGCCACAUUUGGUGAAAAGGAUGCUCCCUCCAAGCCCGUCGAGGCGCCGGUAGCGACGCAUCGUCAACAGACGAGCCUGGACACAUGGAUCGAGCCUCCCGUCCGUCCUGCGGUGCCGAGUUUCGAGGACACAAAAGGGCUGGAGAGAGUGGGUGUGCUGGAAAACAUGCAACCACUGGGCGUGUCUCCUUCCCAGCGGCUGCUGCAGAAGCUGAAGUUGAAUUAUGUUCGGCCGUCACCUAGACCUACUCCCGUUCAGCCCGAGGGUGUACUGCCAACGGUCACAGAGCCUGAAAAGAUGGAUGUCGCUGCAUCCCAGGAGCCGGAAAUAUUGUCGGAUCAACCGCCUGAACCACCUCGACGGGAAGAUACGGUUGUCAUUUCGAGUCCACCGCGUGGCCGACCACCACGGAAAGAGGUUGCGGAGAUGUCACAAGCUGUGGACGUAUCGCCAUCGCCGGCAAAAUUGUCCCUUACCCCCACGAACUACAUAUCGCCCAAACCUCCAUCAAUACAAGAGCAUCUCCGCCGAGAUCGGCUUCAAAACCACGUCGAGCGUGCUGUCCACGAAGCCCAGGAACGAGGAUCGGCAGAUCUGGUGCCUGGGUUGGAGAGACUUCGUGAGGAUGCUCAAUCGAUGCCAGAUUUGUGGAAUGUUUUGGAGGCCGUGGUUCAGCAGUCACCCAAUGCCGCACAGUUCAAAAUCUUCAAACGUUACAUCAAAUCGGGCGUCAAACAACACAGACGCGCGAGUCAAAUAUCAGCCAGUCCAUAUCAGUCUUCUCCUCUUCGACACGACGACCUCACUUCUCCUCGCUCACCAAAAUCGGCUCAGCCCGAUCUCAACGCGAAAGCUCCUUCGCAAGUCUCAAACCCCAGAAUCUCUCUUUACUUCAAUCGUUCCCGUGCUCCAGUGCCUUACGAACCCGAGGACUCGACAAUUUCACCAUCUACGACGCCACGCAACAUGGAUCUCAUCGAUCCGGCUUUGAGACCUAUCCCACUGCCCACCACGUCACCGAACAAGCGGAAGCGAACUCGAAGUGUAUCAAGCGAUUCAUCACUUUCAUCGGCACGAUCAAUUCCUGAUGAUUUUGGCCCUCUUUUGGCCCGCGCCCGGCUGGGUGGUAACAGUGGGCGAUCCAGGUCAGCCAACCAGCGCCAAGCCACAAGCCGAGCAACAGCUGGUAAUCGACUCCGUUCAGCUGCAAGUGCCACACAUCAUCAAUCUGCUGGAAAACUGCCAGUUCCCGAAUCCUCAACUGCCGCCAAAGUCGCAUCCAAGAAAGUGAAGAAAACUCCUGUUGAGCCUGAGUUCGACAUUGAUGAGCUUUCUCAGCGGAAGAGUGAUUUCCUCCUUGACACCUUUCACGACUACAACACCAUCCCUCGACCCGAGAGUAACGAGCGGGAGCUGGUUCAUGGUCAUCCCACACUUAUUGACGUGGGUGAGAGACCGCCUCCGCCAGUGAUUCAUCCGAAUCGUUUACCAACCUCAAACGCCAAUCUGUCAUCACCAGUCAGCGCUCGGGCUCCGCCUGAUACCAUCUUGAUCAAUGGGGCUGGACGAAAGAGAGUCUACGAUGAGAUCGACACGGACGAGAUUGAUACUGCUACUUCCAUAUCAUCAUCGCCGGGUCCGUCGCUGGUACCACCGCCGCCACCGGGCGUGGCAAACGCUGCCUCACGAGGUGCAACCCCGAGAGCUACCAGAUUUCCGCUACUGCAGAAGGGCAUUCGAAAAUCUGCACGUGUGAUGGUCUCACCCAACAAGCCUAAGAAUGGUGGAAUUACAGCAGGAAUUUCACGUGCGGGGCCUUCGCGAGAUGUUGCAAUCGGAAACGGUGCGGACUCGGGGGCAGAGCUGGACAACGACGAGUAUUGCGCAUCGUGCGGUGGCGAAGGAAAGCUUCUUUGCUGUGAUGGCUGUACCAACUCGUUCCACCACGCAUGCCUAGAGCCACCGUUGGAUGCCGACCAGGAAGUUGACGGUGAAUGGUUUUGCCCGCAAUGCAUUGCGAAGAGAUCAAAAUCAACCACUAAGCCGACAGGCCUUCUCGGGUCGCUCAUUCGCCGAGUUGAUGAUACGAUCCCGAAAGCAUUCGCGCUGCCCCAGGACGUCCGGGAAUACUUUGAAGGCGUCAAGACCGGCGAGGAAGGCGAGUAUGAAGACGUCGGCCUGCCCCGGACUCAAAACAAUGCGGUCAAGAUGAACAGAGCUGGUUUCAUCGAAGAGCCAAACUACAAAGAGACUCGUGACAGCAAAGGCAAUCUCAUCAUCUGCUAUUCGUGUGGUCAUACCUCCAAUGGUCGCGAUAUCAUCCCUUGCGACUUUUGUCCAGCCAAGUGGCACUUGGACUGCAUCGACCCACCACUUGCGGUGCCGCCACGACGACGUGCCGACUGGAAGCCGACCUCAUCCUGGCGUUGUCCUCUGCAUGUCGAGCAAGACCUGACAGCUAUUGGUCGUCAAGCCGAAGCUGCCCCUGGCGACAUGGGCCGUGUCCCAAGACUACGCAAACCCAAAAAUGCCGUGCCAUUGGAUGUUCCUCUACCACGCGGGUUUAGAAAUAAUGGUAUCAUCGAGGUCGAAUUGAUGAAAGAUGAAAUUGACUUGGAUAAGACGAGAGAAUUCAAUAUGGAGGGCAAGAUCUAUCGAGUCCCAGAGAAAGGUAUUCGCCUGGAUUUCAUUGACCGUGUCAAGAAGAGCUGGUACGAAGAUCAAUCGUUCCCAAGAAUAUUGGAUGGCCCAAAGAGAAUACGCAGCAAGAAAUAUCGACCUGAAAAUGCUGUACUACAUCAUCCGCCGCAAGAGACUGAGGUCAAGAUCCCAGAGCCCGAUUUCUGGACCGGUGCAAACGCAUUGGCCAUCACUGAAACUGCAAAGGCGAACGCAGCUUUACGGAAUCGUUCAAUCAAAGAACAACAAACAGUUCUUUCUCUAGCCGAGAUGUCGCAGAAGGGUCUCAACGGCUACUCUGGCGACGCAUUGGCCGAACUGACGAACCAACUCGUCAGCGAAGCUCCUCCUGAGGUGGUAGAAGCUGUUGAACAGAGUGAAAUCGAUCGAUUGAUGAGCUUGCAAGAACUAAUCAGCAGAAGACUUGCCGUUCUCCGCCGUGGAACUCCCUCCCCUGCAUCGGAAGGCCAAAGUCCUGCUCAGAACGGCAAAGAGCUUUCCCCGAAGGAUAUCGCUCUUGAUGAUAUGUACGGAUUGCUCAACGGUGGCCCUUACAAAUUCCUUACCAAUGGUCCGACGGACGGCACGGCGAACAGAGAAGAAGAUGAUGCUGAUAAUGAGAUGGAAUUGUCUCCUUGAUGCUCGGCAUCGCUAACUCGAGGUCGCAAAUUGUAUGGAACUGUCAGAUGGGAGCUUGAUCAGUCCAUGUCGCCACAGAGGUAUCACCAGCUUCUAAUCCUUUUCCUUCCCACGCCGACAUGAUUGCAAUGCUUGCGUACCAAGUCGUGUCAGAGUCUCAGCAUUUUCACCUCCUCCCAACAGCACUCCCAUCUUCCGUCUUUGCCCUGUGCAUGGACUUGUUCUUGAGAGACUGGGAGCACUCCAUCAUCUCUUGGUAUGCCAGAAAGAAUGUAUUGUUGGGCAUGGGUGUUUUUUCUCCAGGUUGCAGGCCGCAGGUGCUGUUGGGGUCCAUUUUGAGCUUGGAAGACAGGAAGGCGGCUCUUGUCACAGCAUGCAACGCCUAAUAAGCGACGACGCGACGGCUCGACGACGCAGGCAUCAAAAGGAAGUUGAGGCGCCUUGAACGACAAGGCAAGGCAAUGCAAGUUGAAGAUAGGGGCCAUCAUGGGCUAUGUAUGAUAUAUCACAACAGCCCGCACAUAAUCAGUCGGUCUAGUCUAAUGGCAUAUCUUAUGAACGCUGCAUGAGGAGGAGUGAGUGCCAACGGCGGCGGAGCGGAGCGUCAGCCUGAAUGGAUUUGUAGAACAGGAAUCCUGUAAUCUGUACGGAGUAAGGUGCC